Messenger RNA from Camelina sativa (false flax), 3121 nucleotides. Lineage: Eukaryota; Viridiplantae; Streptophyta; Magnoliopsida; Brassicales; Brassicaceae. The record is from RefSeq and is a predicted model, not a curated record.
AUGAAAGCUUUCUUGUCUAAUCAGAAAAUGAGCUUCCUUUUUCGUUCCAUCUGUUUCCUUUUUCUUGUUUCAAGUUUUCUAAACACGUUUGUUUCUUCUACACAACACUUGUGUCAUUCCGACCAAAGGGAUGCUCUUCUUGAGUUGAAGAGUGAGUUUUUGAUCCAGAAGCUUCGUUGGGACAUUUCAGAAGCUUGGUCAUCUUUUCCGAAAACAGAAUCAUGGGUGAAUAAAAGUGAUUGUUGUUCUUGGGAUGGUAUCACCUGUGCUGCUAAUUCGGGCAAAGUGAUCGGGCUAGACCUUAGUUUCAGCAACCUCCAUGGCCAGCUUAAAUCCAACAGUAGUCUUUUUAGAAUGCGUCAUCUCCGUGAUUUGAACCUUGCUUACAACAACUUCACUGGUUCGCCAAUCCCAGCUGAAUUUGACAAACUCAUGGGACUAGAAAGACUUAAUCUCUCCCAGUCUUCACUAUCAGGCCAAACUCCAAUCAAGCUUCUUCAGCUAACCAAGUUGGUGUCUCUCGAUCUUUCUUCUUCUUUUGAGUAUUCUGAUGAUUCUUCGUUUUUAUCCAUUGAUGAAUCCUUUCUUCAUCUACUUGCUCAAAAUUUGAGGAAUCUUAGAGAACUGGAUAUGAGCUAUGUAAACAUUUCUUCAGAAAUCCCCCAUGAGUUUUCAAACCUGCGAUCUCUAAGGUCACUACAUCUUUCUUACUGCAACCUAUCUGGAGAAUUUCCAAGUAGUGUUCUUCUGAUACCGAGCUUAGAGUCCAUUAGAUUAAGCUUCAAUCCAAAUCUUAGAGGCAAUCUUCCCAUGUUUCGUAAAAAUAACUCUUUAGUAGCGCUGUCCACUAAAAGCACAGGCUUUUCAGGCCCCAUACCCGACUCCAUUAGCAGCCUCAAACAUUUGACUUCUUUGACCCUUUCCUUCUCUAAGUUUUCAAGGAAGAUCCCGUUUUCACUUGGGAACCUUUCUCAUCUCUCUAUUCUCGAUCUUGGUGGGAAUAAUUUUGUUGGUGGCAAUCUAAAACAAUUGACUGUUUUUGCUGUUGAGAAUAACAAGCUCAAUGGAAAUUUGCCAGUUUCAAUACUCAAUUUUACCCAACUACGUACACUCGGGCUCUCUUCAAAUCAGUUCACAGGUUUCCUUCCACCAAACAUCAGCCAAUUCUCCAAAUUAGAGUCUUUUUUGGGUGGAGAUGAUUCUUUUACGGGAGACAUUCUUUCAUCCCUACUCAAGAUUCCCUCAUUGACUGACAUCCGUUUGAGUUAUAACAAAUUCAGCGAUUUUACUGGGAUUGGGAAUAUCUCUCUCUUCUUGCCUAAUUUACAAAGAAUUUCUAUUGAAAGUAGAAAUUUCAACAAAGUCAUCGGUCCAGGAGUUGACUUAAAUGUCUUCUCGCCUCUUAAGCAGCUUUACUGGUUAUUAUUCUUAGGCAUUCCUCUUUCAACAACAAACAUCACUUCUGAAUCGGAUUUUCUACCAAAUUUGGCAUAUUUGUUCUUGCCAGGCUGCAACAUCACUGAGUUCCCUGAGUUUAUAAGAAACGGAAGAAAGUUACGAAGGCUAGACCUUUCCAACAACAUAAUCAAAGGUCAAGUACCAGACUGGUUGUGGAGACUGCCAAAGUUGUUUGAGAGGGCAAAAUUCCUGCUUCUCUUGUUGAGUUCUUCAGGAAAUCAACUCAAUGGACCAAUUCCUGAUUCCAUUGGUUUGCUGAAGGAGCUUCGUAUUCUCAACUUGUCAAGCAAUGCUUUCACUGGCCACAUCCCAUCCUCCCAGAAUCUCCAAUAUUUUUUUGGUUCUAAGAAUAACUUCACCGGGGAGAUCCCUCGAUCAGUAUGUGGACUAAGCUCUCUAGCAGUUCUAGAUCUAUCAGACAACAACCUCAACGGCUCAAUUCCUUGGUGUUUAGAGACUCUGAUGAUGAGUUCUCUUUCAGAUCUAAAUCUCCGUAACAACAAACUCAGCGGCAUUCUUCCUGAAAUAUUUCAGAACGCCAAGAGCUUAAUAACACUUGACGUCAGUCAUAACCGAUUAGAGGGAAAAAUUCCGGCUUCUCUUGGUGGUUGCUCUGCCUUGGAAGUUUUAAACGUGGGAAGCAACACAUUUAACGACAUGUUUCCCUUCCACUUGAAUUCUUUGCAGAAGCUUCAAGUUCUCGUCCUCCGCUCUAACAAGUUUAAUGGCACAUUACAUAAUUCUGAUGGGGUUUGGUUUGGGUUUCCUCAGUUGAAAAUCAUUGAUGUAUCAUAUAAUGACUUCGUUGGUACUUUGCCAUUUGAUUACUUUUUGAACUGGACUGCAAUAUCCUCCAAGAGAGAUAAUAAUAUAGAACCAGAGUACAUUCGGAGUGGUUCAGGAAACUCCUACUAUUCACUUGUCUUGAUGAGUAAAGGAGUAGCAAUGGAGAUGGAACGUAUCCUUACAAUCUACACAUCCAUUGAUUUUUCAGGAAAUCAACUCCAUGGACCUAUUCCUGAUUCCGUUGGUCUAUUGACGGAGCUACUUAUUCUCAACUUGUCAAGCAAUGCUUUCACCGGCCACAUCCCAUCUACUUUGGCAAACUUGACGAAUCUUGAGUCACUCGACCUAUCCCAAAACAAGAUUUCUGGUGAGAUUCCUUCUGAGCUUGGGGCACUCUCUUAUCUCGAAGUGAUAAACAUUUCACAUAACCAGCUUGUAGGUUCCAUACCACAAGGCACACAAUUUCAACGACAAAAUUGCUCCUCCUAUGAAGGAAACCCCGGACUUAAUGGGCCUUCCCUUAAGGAUGUUUGCAGUCAUAUCAAAACGCCAACACCACCACAACCCGAACUGGUGGCGACAAAAGAAGAAGAAGAAUCAUUCAGUUGGAUGGCAGCAGGUUUAGGCUUUGCACCUGGAGUUGUAUUUGGGCUGGUGAUGGGAUACAUAGCAGUUUCAUACAAGCAUGAGUGGUUCAUGAAGAGAUUUGGCCGAAACAAGCAACAAAGCAUCAGAACUCGUUAAGUCACUCAUCGAUGCAUUCUCUCUUCCUUAUCGCAUUGUUGUUAUGUUCAUUAAAAUUUUGUUGUAUUUCAAGUGUUAAGCGUGAGCUGAAUCAAGUUUUGUAUAAUAUGUUUUGAACUAUUAUUAAACCAAA